This is a messenger RNA of Triticum aestivum (bread wheat), 972 nucleotides long. RefSeq names its product peroxidase 12-like. Gene Ontology annotation, biological process: response to oxidative stress; hydrogen peroxide catabolic process. Lineage: Eukaryota; Viridiplantae; Streptophyta; Magnoliopsida; Poales; Poaceae. The transcript has 4 exons. The coding region runs from base 1 to 972 and encodes 323 amino acids. The record is from RefSeq and is a predicted model, not a curated record. Gene Ontology annotation, molecular function: heme binding; peroxidase activity.
AUGAAGUCCUCCAGAGCAGCAGCGACCAUCGUCGUCCGGGCCUUGGCCUUCGCCGUCCAUUCCUCACCGGCCGCCGCAUUGUCCCAUGUAGCCAAGGCUUUCCGCCGCGACCCCGGCGUCGCACCGGCCCUCAUCCGCAACUUCUUCCACGACUGCUUCCCACAGGGCUGCCACGCGUCGGUGCUCCUUACAGGGAACAACAGUGAGCAGGCGUUGGGGCCCAACCUGACGCUCCGGCAGAUGGCCCUCGAGCUCAUCGAGGACAUCCACGCCGGCGUCGAAGGCACCUGCCCCCGGACUGUCUCCUGUGCCGAUGUCACCGUCCUGGCCACCCGUGACGCCCUCCUGCAGGCUGGAGGGCCCUACAUCGACUUUCCCUUGGGCCGUCGCGACGGGCUUACCCCGGCGUCGCCGGACCUCGUCUUGGCUCUACCAGCGCCAUCCUUCGACGUGCCCACCCUCAUCAGCUCCUUCGGCAACCGGAGCCUUGGCGUGGCCGACCUGGUGGCGCUCUCCGGCGCGCACGCCUUUGGUGUCGCCCAUUGCCCCUCAUUCUCCGACCGCUUCACGCCGAUCAUCGACGCCAACCCGGCCAUCGGCCCCAAGUUCGCCAAGAUGUUGCAGGCCAAGUGCGCCAAGGACGUCCCGGAGGGCACCGUCACCCAAGCACUCGACGGGCUCACGCCAAAGGUGUUUGACAACUUGUACUACACCGACCUCAUCACCAGGCGUGGGCUGCUCAAGUCCGACCAGGGCCUCAUCGACCACUCAGACACGAAAGGCAUGGCCGCACAGUUCGCACUCAACCAGCUCGUCUUUUUCAAUCAGUUUGCCAACUCCAUGGUGAAGAUGAGCAAUAUGGACGUGCUCACCGGCAGCCAGGGCGAGAUACGGCUGAACUGCGCCGUACCCAACGCACGUGCCGAGGGCAUCCAGACCGCUGGCAACGAGGGCCAUGCUUCCAACAUGUAA